This is a messenger RNA of Sclerotinia trifoliorum, 914 nucleotides long. The record is from the annotation of a GenBank genome assembly. NCBI's taxonomy places the organism in Eukaryota, Fungi, Ascomycota, Leotiomycetes, Helotiales, Sclerotiniaceae.
AUGAGUACCGCAGUGAAAGCUUCAGUGAGGACAUCGUUCCCUCCAAAUCAAACACUCUACAUCACCAAUCUACCUUCGUCAAAGAUUCAAAAAGAUGAUUUGAGGAGAGAGCUUUACACAUUAUGCUCGACUUACGGGCCAGUUCUUGAUGUCGUAGCUCUUAAGUCAAUGAAGAUGAGGGGUCAAGCACAUAUUGUAUACAGAGAUAUUCAAACCGCGACUCAAGCUAUGAGAGCAUUACAAGGAUUUGAGUUUCUUGGUCGUGAAAUGGUUAGUUGGAAAUUUCACGUCUUCAUUCUUCGUUUGCUUGAAAUAAUCACGGCUGACCUUUAGCUUACUAGAAAAUUCAAUAUGCCAAAUCAAAGUCAGACACUAUUGCUAAAUUGGAUGGUACUUUCCGUAUGCCUUCUGCAGCAGCCGGUGCUGUGACGGCCACAGAAUUGCAGCAAAGCAUUUUUAAUGCGCCGCCUUCCGCAGCUAUCACAACAACCACCUUACCCCCUCCACCACCACCAUCAAGUCUUCAGGUCCCAGUUUCUGCCUCUGAUCAUGCUAUGGAAGAUGCAACGAGCCCAAGUGCAAGUGUUGCAGGACAGAAGAGACGCCGGGAUGAAGAGGAGGAGGAAGAUAGUGAAGGAGAUGUUGCCAUGGAGGAAGAGAGUGAUGAUGAUUAGCGACAAAUGGUAUUGCAUAACAAGGCGUUGGGGAUUUGAGGCGUAUUGGUCUUGGUCACAGAUUUAGCGGCUUAAAAGGAUCUAAACAGCUACGGCUCCUAUACAAUUCGCAUGUGAAGUAUAUUGACGUGUAAUGACAUGUCAGAUAUAGUCUGUGGGACUUUUUACAGUAAAAACGCACAUACCUAGUCUCUUGUGUUACGUUCGUACAACUAUUUUGUUGUUUAAUACUCGCAAAAA